AUGGGCGAACCCACCCUUCCAUUACUUUCUAGGCGCGAGGUGGAAGCUUUAAUCGCCGAAGGCGGGUUGGUCUUCAUCCUCAACCAGUUCGUCAUCAGGGCCAAUCCAUGGAUCCCAUACCAUCCUGGCGGCGAAAAGGCUAUUAUGCACAUGGUCGGCCGCGAUGCCACGGACGAGGUCACCGCUCUACACUCCGCCGAGACAAAAGAACGGAUGAAGCGGUAUCGCAUCGGGAGAAUCCAGGGCCGAUGGACGAACUCCAUCCCGCCGAUCCAGGGAGGCAAAUUCAGGUCGCUUUCUGACGAAGCCGAGGCAGCCGACGGUAGCGAGGCCAGCUCGUCUAGCUCUCGCGACCCAUCACCGGUCUUCGACGGGACAUUCCGACGCCGCGGUGGAGCAGAAGAGGGUCUAUCCAGCUCGGCAUCGGUGACCUCUGUGUCAUCUGCUGAAGAGGACGAUGGGAUGGCCCACCUUGAUACCGUCACUCGAGAGAAGAUCAGCCUGGACCUGGACAAAUACCCUCCGGUCGACUACGAGACGCAGGACACUAUCGUCGCCAAGUACCGGCUGCUCAACGACCGCAUUGAAGCAGAGGGGCUAUACCAGUGCAACUACCGUGCAUACGCAGUGGAAGUAUGUCGGUACCUCCUCCUCUUCGGCUGUAUGCUGCUCACGCUGCACUGGGGCUGGUAUGCUGUGAGCGGAGUAUUCAUGGGCGCAGUCUGGCACCAGCUGGUCUUCAUCGUCCACGACGCCGGACACAUGGGGAUAACACACAACUUCCAAAUCGACUCGUGCAUAGGAAUAUUCAUCGCAGACUUCAUCGGCGGCCUCUCCGUCUGCUGGUGGAAGCACAACCACAACGUCCACCACAUCGUCACCAACUCGCCCGAGCACGACCCCGACAUCGAAUACCUACCUUUCCUCGCCCUCUCGCACCGCUGCUUCACCUCCCUCCGCUCCUCCUUCUAUGAACACAUCAUGUCCUAUGACACCCUCGCUACCUUCCUCAUCCCCUUCCAGUCCUACACCUACUACCCCCUCAUGCUCUUCGGCCGCUUCAACCUCUACCGCCUCUCCUGGUCCUACCUCCUCAGCAAGAACGUGCCCCGCAAGGGCCCAGCAAAAUACCACUGGUACCUCGAAAUCCUCGGCCAAACCGUCUUCUGGACCUGGUACGGCUACGCCAUCCUCUACCGCACAAUCCCAACCCUCUCAGGCCGUCUCGCCUUCUUCUUCAUAAGCCACAUGGUCCAAGCCCCGCUACACGUGCAAUUCACCCUCUCGCACUUCGCAAUGAGCACAGCAGACCUGGGCCCAUCCGAGUCCUUCCCGCAGAAAAUGCUGCGGACAACAAUGGACGUUGAUUGCCCGGCCUGGCUGGACUUUUUCCACGGCGGGUUGCAGUUCCAGGUUAUCCACCAUUUGUAUCCGCGCAUCCCGCGCCAUAAUUUGCGCAGGACGCAGGUUCUUGUUAGGGAGUUCUGUGACGAGGUGGGUAUUCCUUAUGCGCUUUAUGGGUUUGUGGAUAUGAAUCGGCAGGUGGUGGGUGCUUUGGGCGAGGUGGCGAGGCAGGCGAGGGUUUUGGCGAAGUGUCAGAAGGUUAUGGCUGGUGGGCAUGAGCAUGCCAAUUAA
Messenger RNA from Aspergillus versicolor CBS 583.65, 1635 nucleotides. RefSeq names its product fatty acid desaturase. Gene Ontology annotation, molecular function: oxidoreductase activity, acting on paired donors, with oxidation of a pair of donors resulting in the reduction of molecular oxygen to two molecules of water. The coding region runs from base 1 to 1635 and encodes 544 amino acids. Lineage: Eukaryota; Fungi; Ascomycota; Eurotiomycetes; Eurotiales; Aspergillaceae. The transcript is spliced from 2 exons. The record is from RefSeq and is a predicted model, not a curated record. Gene Ontology annotation, biological process: lipid metabolic process. Gene Ontology annotation, cellular component: membrane.